AUGACAGUCAUGUCGCAUUCCAAGGAUCUCAAGGACGACUUCCACAGUGACACUGUGCUUUCCAUCUUAAACGAACAGCGCAUUCGGGGUAUUUUAUGUGAUGUCACCAUAAUUGUGGAAGAUACCAAAUUUAAAGCCCACAGUAAUGUGCUGGCAGCUUCAAGCCUUUACUUUAAAAACAUUUUUUGGAGUCGUACUAUCUGUAUUUCAGGUCAUGUACUGGAGUUAGAUGAUCUCAAAGCUGAAGUGUUUACAGAAAUACUGAAUUACAUCUACAGUUCCACAGUAGUUGUUAAGAGGCAGGAGACUGUAACGGACCUUGCGGCUGCAGGGAAAAAACUGGGAAUAUCAUUUCUAGAAGAUCUUACAGAUGUAAACUUUUCGAGCUCCCCCUGCCCCUACGCAUACAGUGUUAGUGAAAAAGGGACUGUUAAAGAGGAAAGACAUGAAAAGAGACAUGAAGACUCUGCUGUGACAAAUGGACCACGAAUUACAAAUGCAUUCUCAAUUUUUGAAACAGAAAACAGUUUGUUUUCUCCACUUGACUUGAGGGCCAGCUUUAAAAAGGUGUCUGACACGAUACAAGUUCCCAACCCCAGCCUCGACAGAAGCAGCGUUUCCAAGGAUGCUGAGACAGCCAGUACCCUGGCUGAACACUCCUAUGCGGUUUCUUCCGGGGGAGAUACUUCACAAGGAGCACCUUUUGUUGAGCCAGACAGCAGCCCUUCAUACAGGGCAGGUGAGGGCCACUAUGAAAGUCACCAAGCCACCCCAGUCAUUCAGCAGGGAAAACAAGCAGGUAGUACUCCUAAGCCUGCCUUUAAGCCCCAGGGUACUGGUUUGGCUGUAGCAAAAGUACCAGUCUCUACAGUAACCACUACAGAAGCCCAACACAAAACAGUUACUGAUCAGACAAUUACUUCCUGUCCAAAACCUCAAAAUCAAGCAGGAGAUUUCCCUUUACCCAGAGAAGAGGAAGAUAAUUCUGCUAGCAUCUCUGGAUCUGGGACAACUGUUGUUCCACCUGUUUACAAUUGUAACUCUUGUACAAAAUCAUUCAACGACAGGGCGUCACUCACUGCUCACCUUCAGCUCCAUUCAGAGCAUCAGGAAACUUUCAUAUGCAAAUACUGCAGCAAGCAAUUUGCAAAUCUAAAUGUACUGGAAAGUCAUGAACAAGUCUGCAAAAGAUCAAACAGCUUAUCGGUUCACAAUGCAAAUGAACAGAAUUUUGCAGAUAACUAUACUGCUCCAGAGGGAAGGAAUGAAAGUUCUUAUACAAACACAGAGCCUCUGUUGCCUGAAAACAGCAUCACUGAUUAUUCUAAUGCAAACUGCACUUUACCAGAAACAGAUCAUUUGGUUAAAGUCGUUGAUGGGCAGAUAUUAUACACUUGCAUCGUUUGCAAACGUAGUUAUGUGACAUUGUCCAGCCUUCGAAGACAUGCAAAUGUGCAUUCCUGGCGAAGAACAUACCCUUGUCACUACUGCAAUAAAGUGUUCGCGCUGGCCGAGUAUCGCACCAGGCACGAGAUCUGGCACACCGGAGAGAGACGGUAUCAGUGCAUCUUUUGUCUGGAGACUUUCAUGACUUACUAUAUACUGAAAAAUCAUCAGAAGUCUUUCCAUGCCAUUGACCAUCGUCUGUCUGUAAACAAAAAGACAGCCAACGGAGGUCUGAAAUCGAGUAUGUACCCGUACAAACUGUAUCGGCUUUUACCUAUGAAGUGCAGGCAGCUGCCUUAUAAGUCCUACCGAAAUUCUUCGUAUGAAAAUGUUCAAACAAGUAGCCAGGGUAAUGAGACUGCUUCUACUAACUGUUUUAUUCCAAGUACUCUUAGCUCUGAGCUACCACCACUGAAUUUUCAACAUAGUAUAAUAGCAAACAACAGAACUCUUGCCUUGGAUACAUCUUCAUGUAACGAUAAAGCAUCUUCCACUAAUACUCAGAAUUCUUCCUCUUGGGGAGCAGGUAUCUUAAAUUCUGACUUGCAGAGGGACUUUUUCACAGCUGAAAAAAGAGUUUCCACUGCUGCCAAUGACUCUGGUUCUCAGGAGCGUGAUUCCUCAGCUGUAUCUUCAACUACUGUGAAUGAAAAUUCAACCUCUGUCAUCAGUUACAGCAGUUCUGCACCCUCUGUUAUAAUGCACAGUAGCAGAGUUUCAUCAGUCAUAAUGCACAGUAAAACAGUCACUUCUAUAGAAAACAGCAAGACAGAAUCAUCAAGUAACCUGCCCAGUCAGUCUGUGGGUGAUGACAGUAAGUGUGGGUCAGAUAAUUAUGGGAAGUGCAUUACAAAAUCAAAAACUGUUAAGGAGAAAAAGAAAGCACUGCUGUACAGCCGGGCAGAAGCAGCUGAGGAUACACAGCACAUCACAGGACCUGGAGGUUCAUCUAGCAAAACAACAAAUGCUGUCCAAGAAUCGAGUAAAACCGAGACGUACAUUGCAAAGCCUGCCUUACCCGGGACGUCCACGGACAGCAACGUCGCGCCUCUGUGUCAGAUCACCGUAAAAAUCGGGAACGAAGCUAUUGUAAAGAGACACAUAUUAGGAUCUAAGCUGUUCUGUAAAAGGGGUCGAAAAUCUAAACAUGAGUCCAAACAGGACAGUCUAAUUGAGGAACCAGAAAUGGAGGUAAAAGAAAGAAGCCAAACUAGACUCCAUAGCUCAGAAUGCCUGGAGCUGACAGAAAUGUGUGAUGAUCUAAGUGACCAGGACUCCAGUGAUAAACCCUGGAGACCCUAUUACAAUUACAAACCAAAAAAGAAAUCCAAACAGCUAAGAAAAAUGAAAAAGACCAAAUGGAGGAAAAAGCACGGGAGCAGGAGCCCCAUUAUGGAAAGCCACAACACAUGCAGUCGAGAGUACGUGCUCAGGAAUUCUCCUGAGGAGAAGACAGUCAGCCAAGAAGAGAACGCAGAAAUGCCCAGUCUUCAUUGUGAGCUCUGUGAAGGAGAUCAGUCUUCCACAGCAGAAAUUCAAGAACACAUACACUGGCAUGGAGCUACUUCAAAGCCUUACAAUUGUAAGUUAUGCCAAAAACAAUUUCCAAGUCCAUCCAGUUUAAAAAUGCAUAUGAGGUGUCACACUGGGGAAAAGCCCUACACUUGCAAAACCUGUGGUAAAUGUUUCUCAGUUCAUGGAAAUCUGCAGAAACAUGAACGCAUCCACCUGGGUGUCAAAGAUUUUGUCUGCCAGUACUGUAAUAAGGCAUUCACUUUAAAUGAAACACUCAAAAUACAUGAAAGAAUUCAUACUGGAGAAAAACGCUACCACUGUCAGUUCUGCUUCCAGAGCUUCUUGUACCUUUCUACCAAAAGGAACCACGAGCAAAGGCAUGUGCGUGAGCAUAAUGGGAAAGGAUACGCUUGCUUCCAGUGCCCCAAAAUUUGCAAGACAGCAGCUGCUCUGGGAAUGCACCAGAAGAAACAUCUAUUCAAAAGUCCACAAGAUAGAAAAGAACAGUUUUGCAGUGAAAGCACUAAACUUCUGGAAAAUCCACAUUUCCCUGGCUCAGAAGGAAGCGAAGUAAAAAAUACGCAAAAUGCAAUUCCAGAAGUUAUACUCUGAGUAACAAUUGUGCAAAAGAGAAGAAAAACCCAAAACUAUAUAUUGGAGAAGAUACAGAUGCAUUGAAUGGGGAAACAUCUCCACAUCUCAAACUAGUGUCAUUUACUAAGAUCAUAUUUCUUCAUGUGUGUCAAUAUA
This is a messenger RNA of Acanthisitta chloris (rifleman), 3711 nucleotides long. It is a transcript of the gene ZBTB38, whose product is annotated as zinc finger and BTB domain containing 38. The transcript has a single exon. Gene Ontology annotation, cellular component: nucleus. The coding region runs from base 1 to 3573 and encodes 1190 amino acids. The record is from RefSeq and is a predicted model, not a curated record. Lineage: Eukaryota; Metazoa; Chordata; Aves; Passeriformes; Acanthisittidae. Gene Ontology annotation, biological process: regulation of transcription by RNA polymerase II. Gene Ontology annotation, molecular function: DNA-binding transcription factor activity, RNA polymerase II-specific; RNA polymerase II cis-regulatory region sequence-specific DNA binding; protein binding.